Molecule: messenger RNA, 1168 nt
Organism: Daktulosphaira vitifoliae (grape phylloxera)
Lineage: Eukaryota; Metazoa; Arthropoda; Insecta; Hemiptera; Phylloxeridae
Exons: 2
Coding region: 121-1089 (322 amino acids)
Source: RefSeq, a predicted model, not a curated record
ACUUAAAUUACCAUAACUUCAUUAUAUGUUUCAAUCAUAUAUUCCACAAAUUUACCCAAUUUCUGUGUAAGAAGUCAUAACGAGUGAAUAAUUAUUUUAAUUACUACAAAUCAAGGUAAAAUGAAUUAUUAUAGAAAUAUACACAUUAUUUUAUUGAAUAUAAUAAUUUCAAAUGCAAUUAUUGUUCAUGAGACUAAUGAAUUAUUUACGAAUAUUGAAAAUCAAACUUUUGUAACCAAUGACGAUUUAGAUAAACUCAUAAAAGCAUAUCCAGCAUUCCUUCAACUAACUUUACAAGAAAAUAAAUACUACAUUGGUUGUGAUGCAUCUCUUUGUCCUCUACCUUAUGAUGAAAACACAGUAUUGGAUGAUCCUGAAGUUGAGAAAUUAGAAUUUUUCGACCCCAGAGAAUGUGAAAAACCGUGGUCUUGGACGCAACAAAAUCAAAUUAUUGUACCUAUUCCAAAAAAAUGUUCUAUUAACAAAAGGUUAGGAGAAUUAAUUCGUCGAGAUUACAAUUUAGAAAUUAUUCAGAAGUACACUUAUUACCUGAAUACUAUCGAAAGUGUUGGGAUAACUUUAGUCGAUAGAUUUUGUUUAUUUUUAGUUGAAGCCAUUGAUAGAAUCGAUAGUUUCUCUGAUGUUACAAUAGUUUUUAAAUCUUUCGAAAUAAAAGAAGAUCAUCUAAACAUGAAUUUCAGCAUAUAUAACUUUAAAAAGCUAUUUAAAAAUAUUUAUGAUACAUUUAAGCAAUACUUCAUAUCUACAUUACCCCUUGACUGUAUAUUGAAUAUUUUGCAGAAGAUUACUUUAAAUAAUGAAUAUAAAAAAUGGUUUGAUUUAUUAAUUAAAGAGGAAAAUAAAAACCAACACAGAGCACAAUUAUUAGAAUGCAUGAGACUAACAAAUUUAAAAAGAAACUAUACUAUUCUUGUAAAUGAUAACUUGUGGGAUGAUUUCACCCUAAGGGCAACACUUAAAAUUGACGAAUUAAUAAAAUUACAACAUGUCAAUGUUAGAAAGGGAGCUGAACUUUUUAAUGUGACGGAUUAUUUUAUAACAAUAAAUAAAAAAGUUAUGGAUAAAUAAUCAUAAUUAUAUAUUUAUUUUUUUGAAAAUUAUAUUAAAUAUUACAUUGAUCUAAUAUAUUAUAUUAGUAACUAAUAUA